CUCUUGGAGAAGAGGACAGUCAGGCGCGGCCCACCCUUGAGCGGCGGCAGGGAAGGGGACCCCAAAUACGGGAACACCCUUCGACAUGGCCCGGAUGCUGUUGCUCAUCUUCAUCACGGUCCAUCCAGGAUCCUGUGCUCUCUGGGUGUCCCAGCCCCCUGAGAUCCGUACCCAGGAGGGCACCCCUGCCUUCCUGCCCUGUUCCUUCAAUGCCAGCCAAGGGAAAUUGGCCAUUGGUUCUGUCACGUGGUACCAGGACAAAGUGGCCCCAGGGAAGGAGGUGAGGAAUGAGACCGCAGAGUUCAGGGGCCGCCUGGCCCCUCUUCCUUCUUCCCGCUUCCUCUGUGACCACCAGGCUGAGCUGCACAUCUGGGACACCCGAGCCCGUGAUGCCGGAGUCUACGUGUGCAGGGUGGAAGUGCUGGGCCUGGGUGUCGGAACAGGGAAUGGGACUCUGCUGGUGGUGGAGAAAGGACCUCCCCAGCUAGCUGCCGGCACAGUCUUCCUCCUUCGGGCCGGGUUCUAUGCCCUCAGCUUUCUCUCAGUGGCCAUGGGCAGCACCAUCUAUUACCAGGGCAAAUGCCACUGUCACAUGGGAACACACUGCCACUCCUUGGAUGGCCUCUGAUGAGUGAUUUCAGACCCCAGUGAUCCCAAGUUC
Messenger RNA from Kogia breviceps (pygmy sperm whale), 661 nucleotides. It is a transcript of the gene NCR3, whose product is annotated as natural cytotoxicity triggering receptor 3. The record is from RefSeq and is a predicted model, not a curated record. Lineage: Eukaryota; Metazoa; Chordata; Mammalia; Artiodactyla; Physeteridae. Gene Ontology annotation, biological process: natural killer cell activation; positive regulation of natural killer cell mediated cytotoxicity; immune response-activating cell surface receptor signaling pathway.